Molecule: messenger RNA, 1257 nt
Organism: Diplodia corticola
Lineage: Eukaryota; Fungi; Ascomycota; Dothideomycetes; Botryosphaeriales; Botryosphaeriaceae
Product: glycosyl transferase
Exons: 5
Coding region: 1-1257 (418 amino acids)
Source: RefSeq, a predicted model, not a curated record
AUGUCGAACCGAAACGCCCGUCGCGCCUUGGUGGCAGAACGCCCGUCUGAGAUCGCUGGUGAGGCGUCCAGCAACGCUCUUGUUGUCUACGAUCAACCCGCCUUGGAGCUUCAGCUCACAGUGCCUGACCCGAAUACCGAUGUCGCAGUGGCCUACACGUCGAUUGACGGAAACGUUGCCAGGACGAUCGAAAUGGUCGAGGAAGCCUUUCACCAUGCCAAACUGUACACUGCCGAUGAAGUGGAAGAGAUGUUUGAGCUCCUUCGUGAGCAGUCCUCUGGCCUCUGCAGCCUAGCGUUGGCUGCCAAAGCGCAGUACGACAAAUCCCUUCAGGAUAUGAAGGAGCGCGCUGGUCACUACGUGAAGAAGCAAGCUGAAAUCAUCCAAGGACAUGAACAGCACACCAAUAACACGAUUGCUGUCCAACACCAGUCAAUCCUGACCCUCCAGCAGAACUUCUCUCGCCUCACUCUCCACAACGGUUGCAUGCGCGGAGAGAACCGCAGCCUGACCAAUGAGAACUAUGCGCUUCGUGAGAGACAGGCACUGAUCGAGGGCUUCAACGCGAACUUGCAGAACCAGAUGUGGAUCCUGCAAGAGCAACACAAGCGCAAGCUUGACGAGCUUGUCCAGAAGCACAAGGAAGAGAAGGAGUGCUGCGACGAGCGUCUUUUCAAGGCGUUCAGGACGAUCAGUGAGAUCAAGAAGUGUAACGAAAGCCUCAAGGAGGACGCAGAGAAAGCGGUGGAUGCUGCCAUGAUGAACCUUGAGAAGAGAUGCCAGGAGUAUGAGGAGGCAAAGAAACUCCGCAUCGAGAUCAAGACUCUCAAGGACAAGAUGAAGGCCAUCGAGGAGGAUGGUACGAAGCUUGUGGAGUCAAAGCUUCGGGAGAUGCAAGCCGUGAGGAAGUUGAACGUAGCAGAGAAGAGCAACCAAGAGCUCAGGAAGACACUGCAGGCUAAGUAUGAUAAGCCAGAUGAGCGGGAGAUGGCGGCAAUUGCUAAGCGUGACGAUAGCUCCGGUAAGCCUAAGGAUACCAUGGUCAAGCUUGACCAGCUCUACGAGCAGCUAGCGGAUCAAAAGAAGGCGAACAAUGAGCUUCAAUUCGAGCUCAGCGAAACCAAGGACUGUUCGGAAUACUUCGCUCUCCAGGCCAAGGAGGCAUGCAAGCGCGAGCUCCGAGCUCUCAGUGAGCUGGCUGAGCUGAGGCGUCUCUGUGCGCAGAAGGGUAUUUGCCCCGAAAUCAAGGACAAGUGA